Molecule: messenger RNA, 843 nt
Organism: Gadus morhua (Atlantic cod)
Lineage: Eukaryota; Metazoa; Chordata; Actinopteri; Gadiformes; Gadidae
Gene: il17a/f1
Product: interleukin 17a/f1
Exons: 3
Coding region: 254-688 (144 amino acids)
Biological process (GO): inflammatory response
Cellular component (GO): extracellular region
Molecular function (GO): cytokine activity
Source: RefSeq, a predicted model, not a curated record
UUCACUCAAGCAGCUCCUGAAGAACUCCUACCAACCACAAAUACUCAACAUCUGAGGCACCGAUUACAAUAUAAGAAUCUGCACAACCAAUACUUACCAGAAAGAACAUCUUCCAGAAAGAAUAGCUUCCAAAACCAAGCCGAAGAAAGCAGUCAAACGUUCAAAAGUCCACGAGCCAGAGUAAGCUGAAGGUGCAUUGGAUUUGCAAUUAGAAGUCCUCACACAGGAAGGCCCAAACCAACUGAAAAAAAAAAUGUUUUCGGCAACAAAAUUGGUUAUUUGUAUGUCAAUUCUGGCGGCGGUGAUCAUGGAGGAAACUGGAGCCAUGCCACAUGGGCACCUGGAGAAAAGCGUACCCCUUUACUUGGACUCUGUUGCGCCAUCGGCUCCGACACAAUCUGUCAGACCCCUGUCCAACCACUCCAUCUCCCCAUGGACGUCCAACAUCACCUACGAAAUGGAUCGCGUGCCCCACUUCAUCACGGAGGCGCGCUGCUCCCUGCAAGGCUGCCUGAACAGCCACGGCAUCGAGGACCGCAGUCUAAAGUCGGAGCCCAUCUGGUUCCAGACACUUUUCCUGCGGAGGGUGAAGAACCCCACGGACAAGAAAUACCACUACCGCCUCGAGUCCAAGCUCAUCACCGUGGGCUGCACCUGUGUACGACCCAGCAUCGUCUACCAGCAGUGAUCCAGGAAGAAAACGCAGGCUAGCACACACACACAUGCACUGAUCCACGCACACACACAUAAACACCGGCACUGAUCCAAGCACCCACACACGAGCAGACACAGACACAGACACACGGAUACAAGCACAUACACACACACAUACACAAACACGAA